Molecule: messenger RNA, 1386 nt
Organism: Arachis stenosperma
Lineage: Eukaryota; Viridiplantae; Streptophyta; Magnoliopsida; Fabales; Fabaceae
Exons: 2
Coding region: 1-1386 (461 amino acids)
Molecular function (GO): nucleic acid binding; RNA-DNA hybrid ribonuclease activity
Source: RefSeq, a predicted model, not a curated record
AUGGGCACAAAGAGAAGAAAUGCAGUAACAGCAGAGACACAGAAGUUACUCGAUGCAGGUUUCAUCCGAAAACUUCGAUUCUCCUCAUGCUCCGUGCUUGUAACAGAAACAGGAAAAGAACAACACCCAGUGUAUUUUGUGAGAAAAUUACUACAAAAUGCCAAAACAAUAUACCCAACGAUAGAAAAAUUAGCAUUCGGCUUGGUCAUCACAGCUUGGCGCUUACGGCAUUAUUUUCAGACGCAUCAGAUAAUAGUUCGCUUCGGUCAACCUCUACGUCAAAUAUUAUCAAAACUAGAUCUAGCAGGACAACUCACAAAAUGGGCAAUAGAGCUCUCAGAAUUUGACAUCUCCUAUCAAUCACGAGGAUCUCCUAAAGUCCAAGCACUAACCGACUUUAUUUCGGAAUUCACCAACACAGAAGAAAUGGUCACGAAAUGGGAACUAUAUGUAAAUGGUGCAUCAAAUGAGAGCGAAUGUGGAGCUGGGAUCCUACUAAAAGGCAACACAGGAGUGCACGUCAAACAGUCAAUAAAAUUUCUCUUUCAAGCCACCAACAACCAAGCCGAAUAUGAAGCAUUCCUUGUAGGCCUAAGGUUAGCAAGAGAAGUAAAAGUCAAAAACCUAAAGGUAUAUUGCGACUCCCUUCUUGUAGUACAACAGGUAACUGGUCAUUUUCAUGUACGAGACCCACUACUAGAAAAGUAUUUAAAUUCGGCAAAAAACAUGAUACAGCAUUUUCAAAAUUUUGAAAUAUCACAUAUACCUAGAGAACAAAAUUGUAGGGCGAAUAUUUUAUCCAAAUUAGCUAUAUAUAGGGUAACUAAUUCAUCAGACAAAUUAUCACAUCUUACACUAACAAAACCAAGUUUAGAUAUCAAAUCUGUUCUAAGUGUGUCACAGGAAGAAGAUUGGCGAAACCCAUUCAUUUGCUAUUUGAGAACUGUAGAAAUACCUGAAAACGAAAACCCGAUGUCAUUUAGACAUAAAGCAAUCCAUUACACCAUGAUGGGAGCUGACCUAUACAAACGGGGUAUCUCUAGACCAUUGCUAAAAUGCCUCGGCCGAGUAGAUGCAGAAAACGCUAUCGCCGAAAUCCAUGAUGGAAUCUGUGGACACCAUGCUAGAGGCAGAAGUUUGGCCACAAAAAUUGUACGAGCAGGAUACUACUGGCCGACGUUACGAGAAGACUGUAGAAACAAAGUACAAAAGUGCGAUGCAUGUCAAAAAUGUGUACCACUCAUCCAUAGCCCAAUCGAGUUGUUGCACACCUUGGAUAUUAGUUGGCCUUUUCAUAAAUGGGGGAUGGAUAUACUCGGCCCAUUCCCGGUAGCACCAGGACAGGUAAAAUUCCUAUUAGUAGCAAUUGAUUACUUCACAAAAUAG